GUCCCGGGGCGAGCUGCAAGGACCGCGCUCUGGGGAAAGGCUCAGGAUGGGCCACCUCUGUUGUUUAAGGCUUUUCCUCCUCUGUCCUCCUUCUGCCUCUGGAUUAUUAGGUUCCUGCGAGUUACUCUGGAGCUGAUCAAGACUUCAAGCUAAAGAUGGUGAUGAUGAGUCGCCUGAGGGUCAUUCUUCAAGCCUCUCCAUGCAAGGCACUGUGGAGAAGGUUCCAGAUUCCGAGCACCAUGCUAGCAAGGCCCUGCAGCCUCUACACCUGCACUUACAAAACCCGGAACCGAGCCUUGCACCCUCUCUGGGAGAGCGUGGACCUGGUCCCGGGGGGUGAGCGCCAGUCGCCCAUCAACAUCCGGUGGAGGGACAGUGUCUACGAUCCUGGCUUAAAACCGCUCACCAUCUCUUACGACCCGACCACCUGCCUCCGCGUCUGGAAUAACGGGUACUCUUUCCUCGUGGAAUUUGAAGACUCUGCAGAUAACUCAGUGAUCAAGGGAGGACCCCUGGAACACAACCACCGAUUAAAGCAGUUCCAUUUUCACUGGGGGGCCGUUGAUGCCUGGGGCUCCGAGCAUACUGUGGACAGCAAAUGUUACCCAGCAGAGCUGCACUUGGUGCAUUGGAAUGCAGUCAAAUUUGAAAACUUUGAGGAUGCAGCACUGGAAGAAAAUGGUUUGGCUGUGAUAGGAGUAUUUUUAAAGCUAGGCAAGUAUCAUAAAGAGCUACAGAAAUUGGUGGAUAUUUUGCCAUCAAUUAAGCACAAGGACAUGCUUGUGGAACUUGGGUCAUUCGACCCUUCCUGUCUGAUGCCUACCUGCCCAGAUUACUGGACCUACUCAGGGUCCCUGACUACCCCACCACUCUCCGAGUCUGUCACUUGGAUCAUUAAGAAGCAGCCCAUAGAGGUUGAUCAUGAUCAGCUCGAGCAAUUUCGGACCCUGCUCUCCACUUCUGAGGGGGAGAAAGAGAAAAGAAUGGUGGACAACUUCCGCCCCCUUCAGCCCCUAAUGAACCGCACUGUCCGCUCAUCCUUCCCUCACGACUAUGUGCUGAACAUACAAGCAAAACCCAAGUCGUCUACCAGCCAAGUGACCCCCUUAGACGCCAUUGUCUAGGUGGUCUCUUGCUUAAAUAUAUACUAGUUCUUUAAAAAUUGCUAACUAGACUCUUCUAAAUGCCUGCAUUUAAUAAUUAUGGAUGUGCCUUUCUUGGUAUGGCAGCGCUCCUUAGUCUGAGGGAAGCUCUUUGGUAAACAAAUUCUUACUUUUAUUGAUAAUGAUGUUUAUCACUGAAGUACCAGCAAGAGACACAAAUUUCUCUUAUAGCAACCUGCUGGUAAUUGUAAUGUCUUUUUAUGUGUGACAUUUUUGAGCUGUCUUUUUAUUGAUAUGUUUAUCAAUUGGUGGUUCUACAGUUAUAAGUAGGGAUGAUAAUCAAAAUAUUUAACAACUGGUAAGGCACAGACACUGACCAUCCAGAAUGCAGGCUUUUCAGAAACAGCCACAGGACCCAGACUGGUACUUCUUGGCUGAACAUUGGCUAUGGUUUUAGGUAUAUUUUAUUUUAAAACAUGAAUGAGUAUUCUUUUAUAAGGCCUUCUCAAUGGGUAUAUUUGCCUUGAUUUUCACUUGUCAUUACUCGUACAGGAUAUGAUUACUUACUAUCAAUUUAUAAUAUAGAAAAAAUAUUUUGUGAGCUUCCUUGGCAGCACAGUGGUUAAGAAUCUACCUGCCAAGGCAGGGGACAUGGGUUCGAGCCCUGGUCCGGGAAGAUCCCACAUGCUGAGAAGCAACUAAGCCCGUGCGCCACAACUACUGAGCCUGCUCUCUAGAGCCUGUGAGCCAUAGCUACCGAGCCCGCGUGCCACAACUACUGAAGCCCACACGCCUAGAGCCCGUGCUCCGCAACAAGAGAAGACACCGCAAUGAGAAGCGCGUGCACCGCAACGAAGAGUGGCCCCCGCUCGCCACAACUAGAGAAAACCCGCACGCAGCAACAAAGACCCAACGCAGCCAAAAAUAAAUAAAAAUAAAAUAAAUUUAUUUUUAAAAAAAAGAAAAAAUAUUUUGUAAUCCUAAAAACACAAGGGUUUACUUAUAUCCAGAAAUCCUUUUGCAUUUCUGAAAGUCAGAUGUUUUACUUAAAGGCUUGAUCAUAUAGAAAGCACAUGCAGAAUAUUUUAAAGAAAAAGCUUUAAGUGCCUAGAACUUAAAAUUCUUUCAUGAUCCAUUUACAGAAAUACUUUUCAAAAGGCUAGUAAUAUAAUAGUCUAUGGUUUAUAGUAUUAUUUUGAAUUGUUUGUACAUUGUUUCAUAGAAUACAAUAAUAUUUUCCACAAUGACAGAACUAUCUUGACUUCCCUUUAAAACUACCUGAACUUUACUUCAUUAGUUGAGGUUCUGUGCAAGGCAGGUGAUCAACAUAAAUCUCCUAAUUUAUACAGUGGUUUAGAAGACUUUUGCAGGGACUUCCCUCGUGGCCCAGUGGGUAAGACUCCACGCUCCCAAUGCAGAGCACCCGGGUUUGAUCCCUGCUCAGGGAACUAGAUCCCACGUGCAUGCCGCAACUAAGAGUUUGCAUGCCGCAACUAAGACCUGGUGCAACCAAAAUAAAAUAAAUAAAUAAUAAAAUAAAUAAACAUUUAGAAGACUUUUGCUAUAAUAAUAGGGAGAGAAAGCUGUCAAAUAGGCUAAAACCUAGAUAAUUCUACAUAUUCUGAGGAAUCCAUGCCACUGUUGCCCUUGCUUGUAAAUACGUGGAAUAUUUUUAAUUGCCUAUGCCUGUGUUCAAAAUCAAUACUGCAUUUACUAGUAUAUUUCUUUCAUUAGUAUGCUAGUCAUCCAAUCUGCAAGAUAAGGUUGGAUGAAUAUACUUAACACUACUGAACUAUACACCGAAAAAGGUUAAGAUGGCAAGUUUUAUUUUAAUCUGUAUUUUACCACAAUUAAAAAUAACUAAUAAAUUCAGUAGGGAAAAAAAUAGGGUUGGAGUUGUAUGUGUAAGUUUGGGGGCAUAUCUCUGCUCUUAAAAAAGGAAGGGGGUAAAGGCAUUGCUUCUAGAGUGCAUGCCUUCUCUGGAAAAGGGAAGCAUGUAUGCUCUAGGAAAUGAGUAAAAUCCUUUAAAAGAUUAAUAUGGGGAAAAAGUUAUGUUAACUUUAUACAUUUUAUCUGUUUUAAACCAUAGUUAUCUUUAAAAGGUAAACACACAAGGUAUGCAUUUUUCAGGGCACACAGGCUUCCCUCCUAGGUCUCUUGCAAAUUCUUUUUUUUUUCUUUUUGCGGUAUGCGGGCCUCUCACUGUUGUGGCCUCUCCCGUUGCGGAGCACAGGCUCCGGAUGCGCAGGCCCAGCGGCCAUGGCUCACGGGCCCAGCCGCUCCGCGGCAUAUGGGAUCCUCCCAGACCGGGGCACGAACCCAUAUCCCCUGCAUCGGCAGGCGGACUCUUAACCACUGCGCCACCAGGGAGGCCCUCUUGCAAAUUCUUAAUGCAAAAUUCAAUUGCAGUGAGUCUUCCAAAUUGACUCUCAGAAUGCCUGACUUGCCCUUCUAUCUCAGAGAUACAAAGGAUGUAUUCAUAGGGUGUGUCCCUGUUGGCCAUCCCUGAUCAACUUACAUCUGGUGUUCUGGUAUAGUUAUUAACAGCACCCUCUUUCACUCUCAACCAUGUCCUGCUUUGCAUGACAAAUUCUUGGUCACCUUCUCUGCAGAGGUUAUGCAAAAUGCCUUGGGGAUGUGGUUUCUUCCAUGCCUUAAUCAGAUGACCCCCAAGGGGGUGAUGUAAAUUUCCUGGCUACUGAUACACCCUCAGGGGAAACUUUUCAUGUCUUUUCUGCCUCCAAAAAGUGUUUUACUUGUGCCUUCCUAGACAUGAAGGGGGAAAGUGGGCUUGAGGGCUGUCAAAGGGCUUGAGAAAGAAUUCUGUACUAAAAUUGCUGCUUAUCUUCAUUAAAUAAUAUAA
Molecule: messenger RNA, 3966 nt
Organism: Mesoplodon densirostris (Blainville's beaked whale)
Lineage: Eukaryota; Metazoa; Chordata; Mammalia; Artiodactyla; Ziphiidae
Gene: CA5B
Product: carbonic anhydrase 5B
Exons: 8
Coding region: 156-1124 (322 amino acids)
Cellular component (GO): cytoplasm; mitochondrion
Molecular function (GO): carbonate dehydratase activity; zinc ion binding
Source: RefSeq, a predicted model, not a curated record